Molecule: messenger RNA, 344 nt
Organism: Closterium sp. Naga37s-1
Lineage: Eukaryota; Viridiplantae; Streptophyta; Zygnematophyceae; Desmidiales; Closteriaceae
Source: the annotation of a GenBank genome assembly
AUGCCGAAAUCGAAGCGCAAUCGGUUGGUGACUCUAUCGCGCGUGACAAAGAAGGGGCGCGAGCAGAAGGAGUCGCUAGUGGAGGCGGUGCGAGCGGCGGUGGAGGAGUAUUCGGACGUGUAUGUCUUUGAGUUCGAUAACAUGCGCAACACCAAGCUCAAGGAGCUGCGAGACGAAUUGAAAGGAGUCUGUAGGUUCUUCCUGGGGGCGAACAAGGUGCUGCAGGUGGCGCUGGGGAGGGACAAGGCCACGGAGCAGAGGGAGGGGCUGCACCGGUGCAGUGAGCUGAUAGAGGGCCACCGAGGCCUACUCUUCACGUCGCUGCCCAAGGAGCAGGUGGAGAA